Messenger RNA from Exaiptasia diaphana, 2795 nucleotides. RefSeq lists its product as uncharacterized. The record is from RefSeq and is a predicted model, not a curated record. NCBI's taxonomy places the organism in Eukaryota, Metazoa, Cnidaria, Anthozoa, Actiniaria, Aiptasiidae. The transcript has a single exon. Bases 716 to 1852 code for a protein of 378 amino acids.
UCUUCUCAGUACUUUUCGUUAGUUGCCUAAGCCUGUGGGGGGAGGGGCUGUUUAGUGAUUUCUUAUCCCGUAAUAUUUGUUCWAGAUGACACCAUCUUUGUUCUUGGUCAGUGAGCGGUGGAUUACAGGUCAGGCUACUGUUGCAAAAAAUAUAUUUUCAAAAAUCUCAUGUCCGUCAAGAGGUUUUCACGGGUAUUGAUGUCAUAAACAAUUAUCCGAUGCGUAUAAAAUCUUUUUAGCCACAAAAGAAUUCCCGAAUAAUUGGUUUAUAGCUUUGUUACUGCUCUUAAGGCUCAUGAUUUAGGUUACAAUAAAGUAAAUACCAACUACAAURGGCUUUGCUUUAGUAAAUAGAAUUAUGGUAAUGACACACUACCAUGUUAUUAAGCAACGKUGUUGAAAUUCAAUGCAACAUUUUAAGGAGUUUUGGGUACAAUUAGCACAUGACUCGGCAAAGCGAUUGCUGUGGAAGAUUUUUACAUGGUCCAAGACUAAUGUGACAUAGAACUGAUGAGUUUCAGAYCUUCGUGUUUGCCAUCGGUUGUUUCUGUUGAUGUCUCAUCGCUUUCUGAAGACGAGCUUUCUUCUCAGUGAUAGUAUAGCAAGUUCUUGAAAGCCAUUUAACGAYUUGUGAAAAAGGGAGUGCCAGUGGGGAAUAGAUUUUGAAUAAURCUUUAGUUUCGACAACUUUUUACCAAAUCAGAAAGCCAGGCAUAUGGCAKCCAAAAGCAAGUCGAAGACGAAAUGUCUUGGCGCGGAUCCGUCGUUAGGAAAGAUGGGYCAAAGAAUGAUUAAUGCAAUGUUGAGAGAAGAGCGCAUUGCAGAUAGAGAUCUACARGAAAAGUUGAAAGUCAUUUCAGAGAAAGAACAUAAAGCAAUGGUAAAGCUUGGCUGUGAUUCCCUGGACGUCAGACAUGACCUGUCUCUUCAUAGAGCGAGGUCUCCUAGUCCAUUGUCAUGGGAGAAUACAAGUACUUCAGACUCUAAAGAUCAAAAUGAUCAAAGUUGUGAAAGUUUGUCUCGUCCGAAACUAGGACGCAAAGCAAUGAGUAUGUUAACAUUUUCAACAAAGCAAGAAAACAUUGUACAUGUAACUGAUCUCAGACGUACAAACAGCGAGGAAGUUAGGAACAAUAGUAAAAUAACUCCUAAAAGUCCGACUAUAGUUGUUAACAGGGACAACAAGGAACCUGACAAAGUUAAUCAAAGUGAAGUGGAUGCAAGUAAAGUUAAAAAUUUAAGUUUGAUUGACAACUCAGGCGAGGGAAAGCCGAGUUCGCUGAGAUCACCUCGAUUGCUUCAACGCAGACCAGUAUCAGACAUUAGCGCUUAUAAUGCUUCUCAACCAUCUUCGUCUAACAAUAAUGACGAAGUAUUUGUUGAACAGAUAUCCUUGCGGAAGGGUGUAUGCAGUGAUAAGCARUUUACACCAAAAGCACCUUCCACCCCACCCCCUGCCAGAGGAAAUUUGAACGCUUUAUCAGCAGAUACAAGAAAACCUCGACCCUCCUCAGCACGAUCCAUAAGAUCAAGGUCACCUGCCAGAGGGGCAGAGUGUCAAAGGAUGGACCCUCCUCAGAAUCUGAAGCCAAGAGGCCGUUCACCAUCACCCUCCCCUAUGCGGCUAUCGGCAGACACUCCUAUUGUAAAUCUUGGCCGRAGAGGUUCGGCUCCUUCAAAGAUCGAUGCUAGCGUGCUACCCAUCAAUUCACCUCUCCGCAGGGCCCUUGGRACUACUGACGUCAGUCUUCGUCCAGGUUCGCAUGAAGAUUUGCGCAGACACAUUUCGUCAACAGAGGAAGACUUGCAAGAUCGCGUUUCAGUGUUUUUGAAAACGUUACAGAAAAAAUGAUACCGAURUAAUUUACGUGKUUUUUUAUAUCUUUUACCAUAGUCCCGUGAGAAUAUUGCAUGUUGUUUGUCGGGAAUURAAUAUAAAGUACAACAACAAUUUUAGUAAUAAUUUCACACUACAAAAUUACAAAAAUYCUUUGYCYUCGCAAUUAGUUAACACUAUUCGGGACGAGGGCGAAAGGGUAAUCAGAAAACGAAAAUGUUUAUAAGUAAUGGUAGUUUCGACAGAUUGACAAUGGGAAAUUGCUUACAGGGGGGCGUUGUGUCAUUUCAAGUAGAUUCAGGUCUCAUAUCAUUCCCUGACUGUUUGUUUAUUGUUGCARGGAUUAAGGGACUAUGCCCUUCAAUUCAAUGAAUCUUAUCGAAAAGAAUUUAAAAAAAACGGAAUAUGGUCUUGAUUUAGUUAGCUYGYGAAUAUAGAAAUCGUCYUUAACGCGCAGCGUUGUGAAGAUGAAWCAUGAUUGGCUUCUAUAUUGGCCACUCAUAAACUUAUUACCAUUUAGCGAGGAGCUACUUUUAUCCGAGACGAACUGAACACAUAUACUCUACCACAGAAUCUAUGCCACGAAACAAUAUGACCGAACUAAAUUUAAUAAUGACAAUAUUUUAGCAUGAAUAAUUCCAUUCAGGUUUUCCAAUUAGAACAAUUAAAAUGGCCGGUUCGCUGGUGKCAGUUUUCAAUAGAGACAGCCACAAAAAUGUAUACUUAAUUAAUUCGCACUCAAACAUAUACAAGUGGCUGUACUAAAAUUAACUACAACGAAAACCACAAAUUAUGAMAUGGAUGGUGGCUCGUGUGUUUUGUAAACGUUUUGACCUGUGAGGCCGAGGAGCACCUUUCCGUGACCACCAGUGAAGAUUAACUCACUUUUGAGCUUGUAAACCAUCAAAUAUUUAAAAUUCACAAUUUUAAGUGCCACUCCCGAUUUCUCAAAUAUGGA